GAAUGCCUUUGAUUCUGAAGAAAGUUAUUCAGCACAGAUAUAAUCUAGACUUUUGACUUUCACAAUAUUUGGUUUCACAAUAUUGUUUUCCUCUUCCCCUCUUCUCCAUUUUUUGCCUUUUACAAACUCGAGCAUUUUUGAUUAUCUAUUUUUUUAGGUCAGGUUAGGCUAGGUUACUUUCGCGGAGCGAAAACUUGCGCGUCUGCGAGUGACAGCAACCCAGUAUGACCCAGCCAUACGAUGUGUCAAACUGACACACGUUCGCUAACAUGCUCCUUCGUAUUUGUUUAACGGAAUACUGAUACUUCGCGUGUCUCUCACGAUCGACCAUGGAUUACUAUUCCGAAAACACAUCUAUUAGUGAUACUCCAUACCCAGAUACAUGCAUUUCGUUUCCCCGAUAUAAUAGAACCAUAAUCACAGAUGUAUAUGCAGGAAUACCUGAGAACUUGUUGCUAAAUGUAAUAGGAUUUCUGUUUUUAGUUACUUUAUUUGGUCUAUUACGUAAAAAGGCUUGGAAUUAUGGACGCCUUGCAUUAUUACAUAAGUCUGAUAAUAGAUGGAUGGAGCUGUUUUAUGGUGUUAAUGAAAAUAGAGACACCGAUCCCUUAUGUAUAGAAGCUUCUGUCAAUUCUCAACUCUCCCAAUUGGAUAGAGGAUUUCUCUCGUGGAUUGUUACUGCUUUUAAGAUUACUGACAAUGAAUUAUUACAACGCGCAGGCCCUGAUGGAUUAUUGUAUAUUUUAUUUGAGCGGUGCUUAAUCAUAUUGACCAUCAUGAUGCUUGUUGUAUCAUUGUGUAUAGCUUUGCCCAUUAAUUUUCAUGGGACCAUGCAACCAGGAGACAGUGCGACAUUUAGUCAUACGACAUUAUCAAAUUUAGAUCCCACUUCCAACUGGAUUUGGGUGCACACAAUAUUACUCUUAUCUUAUCUGCCAGUUGGUGGAUUUAUUAUGAGACGUUGUUUGAAGCAGGUGCGAGAUACUAGACCUAGUGGAGAACUUGCAGCUAGAACAUUAUUGAUUACAGAUAUACCAAAACAUCAAUGUAGUGUUGAAAAUCUUACAGAAUAUUUAAAGGAAGCAUUUCCCACUUUAACAGUAGAAGACAUUACAUUAGCUCAUGAUAUACAGCAUCUUUCAAAUUUGGAUGCAGAAAGAGAUUGCGCGGAACAGGCGCGUUUAUAUUGUGAGAAUUAUGCUAAAAAGAGAGAACCUUUGAAAAUGUAUCCUCAUCCAUGUGGUCAAAUUCUUGGAGCUUGCUGCAAGAAAAAGCAAGUAGAUGCUCAAGAAUUCUACACCAAUGAGGAAAUACGAUUAACAGCAUUAGUUGAAGAAGAGAAGAAUGUGGCACUUAGUAAACCUCUUGGAGUAGCUUUUGUAACUUUAGGAACACCUGGUGCAGCUAAAACUAUGCGUAAACAGCUCCGGUCCUCAUCGAAUGUAAAAUGGAUUGUGGAUUAUGCUCCCACGCCAUCAGAUAUAUUUUGGGAAAAUCUGAGUAUUCCAAGGCCGUGCUGGUAUCUAAAUGCUGUAUUAAUAAAUUUUGCUUUGGGAUUAAUAUUAUUUUUCCUUACUACACCAGCUGUUGUAGUAACAAAUGUCAAUAAAUUACCAAUUACCGGAGAGAUUAUGAAUUUAAGCCCAGUGGUUUCAUCCUUUCUGCCUACCGUACUCUUAAUCAGUGUAGCUGCUCUAAUGCCAGCACUGGUCGCGAGGAGUGAAUCGCUCGUAAGACAUUGGACUAGGAGCAGCUUGAAUCGUACUGUUAUGAGAAAAACGUUGUUACUUUUGUUGCUGAUGGUGCUUAUAUUACCUAGUUUAGGAUUAACCAGUGCAGAAGCAUUUCUAGAAUGGACUUUAAAGGAUCGAAAUAACACAGCAAAAUGGGAAUGUGUAUUUUUGCCAGAUCAGGGUGCAUUUUUUGUAAAUUAUGUUAUAACUGCUGCCUUGCUCGGGAGCGGAUUAGAAUUGGUCAGAUUCCCAGAAUUAGCGUUGUACACCUUCAGACUCUGCAUAGCUCGCAGUCGUGCGGAAAGGAUACAUGUUAGAAAAGCAGUUCUGUGGGAGUUUCCACUGGGAGCGCAUUACGCGUGGUUGCUCCUAGUCUUUACUAUGACAACCGUCUAUAGUCUGGCGUGUCCGUUAAUAACUCCCUUUGGUCUACUCUAUCUUGUACUUAAACACUUGGUGGACAGGCAUAAUUUAUGCUUCGCUUAUGGACCAAGCAUCGGUGGUGGUCAACUGGCUGGAGCUGCAGUUGGUGCUGCAGGAGCUGCGCCAGUUUUAGCGCAAGCUGCUCUUUUGGCCUUAGGCCUGGUGCGAAGAGGUUUGUCUCCUUUAGCUGCGGUGCAACUCAGUGGUCUCUGUGCGACUAUUUUGGGUCUGGUAACCGGUGCUGCAUUGCCGUCAUCGAAAUCUAAGACACAAGCACCGAAAAGGGACCUCUCGACCGGUCAAAAUUUCGUCGCACCAGUAUUGCGAAAGAAUAUAAUAGCUUUAGAGGAAACUAUAUCUAGUGCCUCGAACUCGGAAGCGAAUUUACCAAGUCCGAGAAGUACCACUUCCUCUGUACAAGAAAGUCCAAAACUUUACCAAAAUUAUGGCGGUGAGCAAAGAGUUUAAUAUUUAUAUCAUGUCUUGAAAUAUAAAUAAAUACAUAAAUAA
Molecule: messenger RNA, 2666 nt
Organism: Nylanderia fulva
Lineage: Eukaryota; Metazoa; Arthropoda; Insecta; Hymenoptera; Formicidae
Gene: Tmem63
Product: transmembrane protein 63
Cellular component (GO): plasma membrane
Molecular function (GO): calcium-activated cation channel activity
Source: RefSeq, a predicted model, not a curated record